This is a messenger RNA of Triticum turgidum subsp. durum (durum wheat), 2892 nucleotides long. The record is from the annotation of a GenBank genome assembly. NCBI's taxonomy places the organism in Eukaryota, Viridiplantae, Streptophyta, Magnoliopsida, Poales, Poaceae.
AUGCAGGGCGCGACGCAGCUUAUGACCAUCGCCGGGCGGCUGGUUGGCGAGGAGUACCAGCAGCUCCGCCGCGUUGGUGGAAAGGUGGCUGAGCUCAGCGACGAGCUGGACACCAUGAACGCCAUCCUCCGCAUGCUGUCCGACGCCGACGAGAGCGCCGUGGACCACUUCAUCCGGGUGUGGAUGAAGCAGGUGCAGGAGCUCGCCUACGACGCGGAGGACUGCGUGCACCUCUACAUCUUCCGCAUCCGGUGCCGGCGGAGAGACGGCCUCCUUGUCUGGUCCAAAACCAAACGUAUUGUCGCGACACUCUUCCCUCGUCGCCGACUGGCUCGUCAGAUCAAUGCGCUCCGCGCUCGUGCCGUCGUGAUCAGCGAGCGCCAUGCGCGUUACGGUGUCAGCCGUGAGGCACUGCUGCGAAUCACCACUUCUUCUUUAGCUGCUCCCGCGCCAGUGUCUGGUCAUGCGCUCGGCCGGCCGGAAGCAAACGACCCUCACCAUCUCGUUGGCAUCACGGAUCAGGCUAACACCCUGGCCGACAUGGUGAAGUCAAUGAGUAACAACGAGCGCGACAUGAAGCUCAAGGUGUUCUCUAUCGUGGGGUUUGGAGGGCCAGGGAAGACUACGCUGGCGAUGGAGGUGUGCCGGCACCUGGAGGCGGAUUUUCAACGCCAAGCGCAAGUGUCAGUGUCCCAGGCGUUCGGCGGCAGGAAGGAUAUGGAGGGAUUGCUGAAGCGUGUGCUUCAGCAGAUCGUGAAGCCAAAAGCAGAUAACGCACAAGGCAUCAAGGAAGAGGACCCCCUAGAUGGCAUCGACACUAUGGGGGUAGACGAGCUCACCGGCAAGCUCGAGGAACUUCUCAUGGACACGAGGUACCUCAUUGUUGUCGAUGAUGUAUGGACAGUAGCAACAUGGGACGCAAUCAGGUCCAAGUUGCCAGACUACAACAACGGCAGCAGGAUCAUUGUGACCACUAGGAUAGAGACUGUGGCCGAAGCUUGCAGUGAUGCUAGUGUUGAUGGAGACUGCAUUUAUCGUAUCAAGCACCUGAAUACUGAAGAUUCCGAAAAGUUGUUCCUUAGUAGAGCAUUUGGUCGCGAGGAUGCCACUUUGUCAGAUGAUCUGAAAGUUGAGAUGGACAAAAAUUUAAAAAGAUGUGGUGGCCUUCCAAUGGCCAUUAUUAGCAUUGCCAGCCUGUUGGCGAGCUAUAAAUCGUCAGAGAGCAAAGAUAUGUGGGAAAGAGUUCGCAAGUCGAUUGGCUCUCACAUGGAGAGCCACCCUACCCUUGAGGGGAUGAGACAAAUAGUUACUCUCAGCUUUAACCACCUGCACUAUUAUCUUAAGGGUUGCAUGAUGUACCUCAGCAUUCUCCCAGAGGAUUAUGUCAUCCCCAAGGAUCGUCUCCUGAAGAGAUGGAUCGCAGAAGGAUUGGUUGUUGAGAUCCGUGGAUUGACCUUAAUGGAGGUUGCAGAAGCCUACUACAAUGAGUUGGUGAGUAGAAGUAUGAUUGAUCGGGCCGGUGAUAUUGUCACCUGGUAUGAUGGGAGGGUUGAGACAUGUCGGGUACAUGACAUGAUGCUAGAGGUCAUGGUGUCCAAAUCCCUAGAGUCUAACUUUGUUAGCAUAGUAGGUGGUCCGUACAAAGGGAUGUCAUAUGAUAGGAUUCGCCGCCUAUCCAUCCAUGGCGGAGAAGAGGCAACCGAAGACUCUCCAUCCAACAAAACUGAGGCAGGGCAUAGUAGGAAGAAUGACAUCGAGGGGGUGAAAAUGGAGCAAGUCCGAUCGCUGAGCAUGUUUGACCCCGAAGAUCACAUGAAGGUGCUUGAUCGUCUAGGCAAGUUCACCCUGCUCAGGGUACUUGACUUGGAAUACUGCACAGGCAUUAAAAUAGAGCAUCUGAGAUAUAUCUGCCGGAUGUACCUUCUAAGGUUCUUGAACUUGAAAGGUACAGCUAUAAGUGAGAUGCCUGAAGAAGUUGGUGAACUAGAAAAUCUAGAGAUGCUUGAUGCACGUGAGACGCACCUUAAAGAUCUGCCAAAAACUGUGUCGAAGUUGCAGAAACUUGAACACCUGCAGAUCUCCAACCAUGGUAACAAUAAUGGUUGGAUUGCACGCCGGGGACAGGGUAGGAUGAAAGCACUACGGACGGUGAAUAAACUAGUUCUCAAAUGUGAUGUUAAUGCUGCCCAAGAGAUCGGUGACCUACAACAGUUGAGAGAGUUGGGUAUUGUCGUGGACAUGACUGACAUGAGCAGUCCCCUUGUUCAGGAAGUUAACCAAAAGCUUGCCGAGUCCUUGAGCAAGAUGUUUUCCCUCCGGUGGCUCAAUAUUCGCAGCACGAGUUAUGACAAGAAUGCAAUGAACUUUCUUCAUGACGUCAAGUCGCCGCCGCGGCUCCUCCAGUAUCUUAGGAUCGGCGCCGGCAUCAGCAAAUUACCUGACUGGAUCGGGUCACUGAAUAAUGUCGUUGAUCUUUUCAUUGCCUGGACAUUCGUAACUGGUGACCAACUAUUCGAACCAGCAUGUAAGCUGCGAAAUCUGGAGCGCAUGCACUUGGAGGUGUACUGCUACGGCGAUAGAGAGCUGGUUGCGCGAACUGCCCACACCUUUCCGGCACUCAAGGAACUGUCCGUGGACUUCAAUGGAGACAAUAUGGAAGCUGUCCAAUUUCAGGAAAAAUCAAUGGUAAAGCUCGAGAGACUUAUACUGCAAUUUUGGGAGAGAGAGGAUAAAACAGUUGUUGGCAUCGAGCAUUUGACAAACCUUAAAGAGGUGAAGCUCACCGGUACGAGACACAACCCUGCAUUUGACCGUGGAGUGGAGCAAGUAAAGGCAGUGAAUAUGAGCCGCCCAAAAUCCGAUCAGAUCAAGGUUGUAGUGAAAUACGAGUGA